AUGUCAGUAAAGCAAGAGGUAAUUAACGAGCCCAAUACAUCGGGAAUACUACUGAAUUCCGCACGGCGGAUCAUCCCGUCAGUAUCGGGGGAAUUGCCGAAAUUAUCUCGCACGAUGUCAAGAACUGAGGCCGUUAGGCAAGACGUCCGAAGGCUGAAGAGUGUCACGUUGGGCAGAAUGGGGAAGAUGUUUAAGACACGUACGCCCAUCGCGGGUAGAUCCUCUACAGGUUUGGACACAAAUGUGACAAGCGUCAAUAAUAGUGACGAGACAGCAUCGAAAAAAGAAAAGGCAAACUCUUUGGGAAGGAUGCUUAAACUCAUCGACAAAGACGGUUCGCCUAAGAAACUUUUUGUUCGUCCCCGUUCAGGAUCACUGAGUCGUAUACUACGUAGGCAUCCUCAUAAUGAGGACAAAGGAAUUAUCGAUAAACCCGCGGAGGACACGACGCGUGGAAUUCUCUCUAGAAUGCUCAGCCAACUGAGAGGAAAGUAA
Molecule: messenger RNA, 495 nt
Organism: Linepithema humile (Argentine ant)
Lineage: Eukaryota; Metazoa; Arthropoda; Insecta; Hymenoptera; Formicidae
Source: RefSeq, a predicted model, not a curated record